AUGGUGAAGAAAGGAUGGAUGGCCGUACAAGUAGGCUUAGAUGAAGAAGAUGAAGAUUGUCAAAAGUUCGAGAUACCGAUAACUUACUUAUACCACCCAUUAUUUGCUAAUCUCUUAGACAAAGCUCGUGAAGUGUACGGCUAUUACUCCGACGGCCCUCUUAAGCUACCGUGCUCGGUUGACGAUUUUCUUGAUCUUAAAUGGAGGAUUGAGAAAGAGAGUUCAAAUCACCAUCAUCAACAACAUCAUAAUCAUCCUCUUCAUGUUCAUCACUUUAGUCAUGCUUUGUCGUUUCGUUCUUGUUAA
This is a messenger RNA of Spinacia oleracea (spinach), 306 nucleotides long. RefSeq names its product auxin-responsive protein SAUR32. Gene Ontology annotation, biological process: response to auxin. Bases 1 to 306 code for a protein of 101 amino acids. The transcript has a single exon. NCBI's taxonomy places the organism in Eukaryota, Viridiplantae, Streptophyta, Magnoliopsida, Caryophyllales, Amaranthaceae. The record is from RefSeq and is a predicted model, not a curated record.